Symbiodinium sp. CCMP2592 is the source of this 2517-nucleotide messenger RNA. The record is from the annotation of a GenBank genome assembly. Lineage: Eukaryota; Dinophyceae; Suessiales; Symbiodiniaceae.
AUGUACGCAGCACUUCGUGGAGUGGUGGUUGUGCUCGAGACAGAGUUGGCGCAGGUCUUGCAGGCUGGAGCCCGGUCGACGCCAGGCUCGGUCGAAGGUAGCAUCGUGCAGCAGGGCUCCGACGGCAGCAUGGCAGGUGCUGAGCAGCUCGUGGCAACGGCGGUGGCUGCAGCGACGACGCCGACGUCCUUUCCAGCUGUGGCAGAGGCGGCCGCUCCGCCUCUUGCUCCGCAGCUGCCUCCCGAUGGCCCCAAGCAGGAAGCUCGCGCUCCGAGCCAAGCUGCUGAGUCUGUGGGCCCGGAGGAGGGUUUUGUGCGGGCGGAGUUGAACAACGUCCUCCAGGCUGCCACGGUCAAAGCAGAGAGCUCGGCAACAGGCUCGGUAGCAGGCAGCCCCGUGGUGCAAGGCUCUGUGGGCAGCUUCACGGUCGCGGAACAGCUGACAGCUGCGGCCGUGGCUGCGGCGGCCGUGCCGCAGCCGUCGGCUCCAGCAUCGGAGGUUCUGCACACAUCCGAGGUUGGCGAUCUCAAUGAUGCCGCAGCAGCUGCACAUGUCGAAGCGGCACCUUCCACGGCUGUGAUGGAGACAGUCAUCUCCCAGGGCGCAUCGGCCAUCCCUGCUUUCGUGACACCGGAGGUGGGUGCCCCUGCGUCCUCAGUGUUGGAACCAGCUGCAACUGCCGAGGAGCCGGCAUCCGCAACAGCUGAGGGACAGUCCUCAGGGCCCGCAGCCCCUAGCACGUCUGCAGCCUUACCAGCAAUGCCAGCCGAGACUCAGCACGUCCCGGCAUCCGUUGCGUCUGCUGGCGAGCAAGACCAGGCAGCGCUGGAGUCUGCAGCCCAUCAGAUGCUCACGGACGUUGCGAAGAAGGCCGAGCGUGCCGUGAGCCACGCGACGGGUUCGAUGGGAUCGGAGGUCGUGCCAGAGGGCUUCGCCCAGGAGGAGAUGGACACUGUCUUGCAGGCAGCCGCGAGCAGAGCGCAGAGCUCUGCAACAGGCUCGGUGGCAGGCAGUCCCAUAGUGCAUGGGUCUGCUGGAAGCUUGACGGUCGCAGAGCAGCUGACGGCCGCGGCCGUGACGGCGGCCCAUGAGCAUCCAAGGCCAGCGCCUGAACCGCCGAGUGCGUCACCCGAGGCCUUGCAGGCGGAGCAGGUCGCCGACAGCGUUGUGGCAGCAGCCGCCAGGCAAGUCGAAAGGACGCCAUCUACCGCGGUCAUGGAGACGGAGAUCUCGCAGGUCGCUUCGCCCCUCCCUCCGCUGGUGACGGCAGAGGUCCUGGCUGCAACGUCGUCCGUGGUCGAAGUGGUUGCAACCGACGAGGAGCCGGAGGCUCAAGUUCCCGCCGCAAAACCGGUGGUGGAGGAAGCACCAGGACACCAAGAGCCACCGGAUGUCCCUGCAGCGUUGGCACCCCAGCCGGCACCAGCUCCAUCGUCGGAGGUUGGUCCCGCUUCAGUUCACGCCAGCUCUGCUGCGGCUUCGGGCACGGCGGGCCUUGACAUUGUGCCCCGUUCUGAGCAAGGCCAACCGAUCGCUUCCACGCCCGCAGACGAGGCAACGGAGGCGGCAUCGGCUUCGGUGGUCCAUGAGACAGGCACGUCAGAUCUCCCGGCACAGCAGUUGCUACCACGACCUUCGCAGGAUGCAGGAGAUCAUGAGGAGGUGGUCAGUGCUUCGCACAGCGAGGUGCACGAAGGGCGCCUUGGUGAGACAGUCGUCCACGACAUCCUCCACUCCGUGGCCGAGAAAGAGGAGCCUGCAACUGCUGUUGCGUCGUCACCGAGAGAGGUGCAGGUGCCGAGUGAGUGGAUCACUCCGCAGGCACCAGCCGACUCUGCACCGGGAUCUGCGGCACAGCAGCCCGGCGAGACAGUGACGCCAGCACCAGUGGCUGCGACAUCUCCCGUGCCAAGCGAGCACUUCUCCCACGCCGAGCAGGCACCCGCCAUUGCAGGGCCAGCCGCAGAGCAUCCUGCGGAGACAGCGCCUACGACGGUUCCGGUGGCUGCGCCCUCUCCUGUGCCGAGCGAGCCUGUGGUCCCGGAGGCGCCAAGUGCGCCGGGAAGCGACCAUGGGCCCACGGCACCGAGUGCAGCAGGAAGUGAACAUCCCGUGCCAAGCGUGCCAGGAAGUGAACAUCCUGCACCGAGUGCAGCAGGAAGUGAACAUCCCGCCGUGCCAAGCGUGCCAGGAAGUGAACAUCCUGCACCCAGUGCUCCUGGCAGCGAACCACAGGCACCUAGCGCUCCUGGCAGCGAACCACCAGUUCCCGUGGCAAGCGACGAGCUAACGCAGGAGCCCUCAGAACCCCAGGACGCAGUCGAGGCACCAGUGGUCAUCCAGGAGCCCGUGGAGGACCCCGGGCGUACCAUGCGCAUUCCCCAGGCAGAGGCGCUAAAAGAAGCACAGUAUUCCGACUCCGUCGUCUCCUCGCGCUCCGACUCGGCGCGCUACGACCGGCCGACGGAGCCCUCGGCCGCGAUGCCCUCUCUGGUGGACCCGCGCCUCGGCGACUGA